AUGGCAUCAUCGCCUUCGGAACUAAGCCUGGACUGCAAGCCCCACAGCUACUCCAUGCUCCUCAAAUCUUUUGGAGACCUGCAGGCGUCUCAUCACCAUGACCAGUCUCAGACUCAGAAGCUUGAAGAGUUCCUCUCCCGCCUUGAAGAAGAACGUCUCAAGAUUGAUGCUUUCAAGCGCGAGCUCCCUCUUUCCAUGCAACUCCUCACCACUGCGGUGGAGGCUUCAAGGCAGCAGCUUCAAGCUUACAGAGCAAAUAUUCAAGGGCCAAAUAGGCCAGUGCUUGAAGAAUUCAUACCUCUUAAACAUUCACCGACUGAAGGCUCAGAAAAAACUACAAACACCACUUCUGAUAAGGCAAAUUGGAUGACCUCUGCCCAACUGUGGAGCCAAGCAAGUGAUCAUAUCAAUGCAACCAAACCCCAGUCCGUAACAUCCCCAAAAGAAACCGAUAUCGGCUUUAGUGUCAGCCCCAAGCUCGGCUUAGACGCCAAGCAGCACAGAUCCUAUGGAGGAGGAGCUUUCCAUCCAUUUUCCAAAGACCGCAACUCUUGCCCAAGCCCAACUUUGCGGCCUCUCCCAGAGCUGGCUCUUGCCUCCCCAGAGAACAACAAGGCAGCAGAGAUGUUAAUGGAGGACAAGAUCAUCAAGUCAUGUAAUAAUUCCGAGACCACCCAUGAGAAUGGAAUGAUUAAUUCAUCAGCUAAUAAUGGCAAUUGUAGUGAACAAGCUAAAUUAUUAGCAACUGGUGGAAUUAAUAAUUCAAAUAUAUCAGAGGGGCAAACACAGACAACAACAACCACAGCCACCAACAAUCAAUCUCAAUCUCAAACUCAUAGGAAGGCAAGGAGGUGUUGGUCUCCUGACUUGCACCGGCGGUUCGUUAGUGCUCUUCAAAUGCUUGGUGGUUCUCAAGUGGCGACCCCGAAACAGAUCAGAGAGCUGAUGAAGGUUGACGGUUUGACCAACGAUGAAGUUAAAAGCCAUCUGCAGAAGUACAGGCUCCACACAAGACGACCGAGCCCUAGCCCACAAGCAGCCGGAGGCCCAACGCCUCAACUGGUAGUCCUAGGUGGCUUCUGGGUCCCGCCAGAGUAUACCAACGCUGCACACAAUGGCCCCACAGCCCUUUACAGCCCACACCCUGGCUCUCAUGCACCAACUCACUAUUGUGCAACCCCAAUGCCCCAAGACUUCUACACCACGCCCCCACCGCAGCAAUUGCACCACCACCAGCUCCACGUGUACAGGGCUUCCACUACCUCCAACACUCACAGCUCCCCCGAGUCCGAUGGCCGAGGGGCCUGCGGACGGUCGGAGAGCAUCGAAGAUGGCAAGUCCGACAGCAGCAGCUGGAAGGGUGCAGAGAGCGGUGGUGAUCAGAUGAACGGAGGCGAUCAUAGAAAAGGAGGGGUGGCUUCGAGGAGAUCAGAAGACGCUGAGGACAGUAAUGGAAGUCAGAUCACGCUCAAGUUCUGA
Molecule: messenger RNA, 1479 nt
Organism: Prunus armeniaca (apricot)
Lineage: Eukaryota; Viridiplantae; Streptophyta; Magnoliopsida; Rosales; Rosaceae
Source: the annotation of a GenBank genome assembly